GAAAAAAGCAACUCGGGGUCCGGGGAAGCAUUCAGACGAGUCCCCGGUUUAUUUCAGGAGCGUUUGGAGCUUCGGUUUUAAUCCGACCGCGCUUUGUGGGCUGGUUGUGACCCGGAGACUGGACACGGAGAGCGACGCUGGGUUGUGUGGAUAGCGGUUUUAAAUAGACACGUUGUGGUGAGUGGGUGGUCGAGCUGGAAUCACUGUGGUCAUUUAGCUCUCUGGACUGAAUGUAGAGUUUGGUUUACAUGAUAUGGAAAGCCAAAGUUGCCACAGAGAACCAGAGUGAAGAGGUUCAUGUGUGUCAUGACUUAGACAGGUAUGUUAUGGAUGGCCAUAUAGCUCAUACACACGGUGCUGAGCUGCAACCAUAACUACAGUAAAGCUGGCAUAGCUACAGGUCAUUUGUCCAAGAGACGCCCACCUGUCCGUGGAAGCAUUUAGACGAGUCUUCGGUUUUAAUCUGACCGCGCUUUAUGGGCUGGUUGUGACCGGAGACUGGACACGGGUUGUGUGGAUAGCGGUUUUUAAAUAGACACGUUGUGGUGAGUGGGUGGUCGAGCUGGAAUCACUGUGGUCAAUGUAGUUUGUUUUACAUGAUAUGGAAAGCCAAAGUUGCCACAGAGAACCAGAGUGAAGGGGUUCGGUUGUCUGUCAUGACUUAGACAGGUAUGUUAUGGAUGGCCAUAUAGCUCAUACACACGGUGCUGAGCUUUAACCAUAACUACAGUAAAGCUGGCAUAGCUAGAGACGCCCACCUGUCGACAUUCAGAAUGCCAGGCCGUAGUGUAUUCGUGUCCUCUUUCGUGCGGCGCAUUUUGGUCAGGGUGUUAUAUUUGGCCUUUCCGGCAGAUUAACAAUCAGAGGUCGGCAAGAUGACCUAUUGUUAUAGGUUCUCACAGACAACCCAUGUCUUUUCAUUAAGCUUGGCCUUGGCCAGACUCUGAAGAUCACCAUCCAUGAUGAUUUAUGGAUUAAUACCGCCGGAGUUACACAAGCAACUCAUCGACCAGGAGAACUACCAGAACCGAACCAAUGGGGUAGAGGAGCUGAAGAGCAUCCUGCCCGACCUGGACUUCCGAACGCUUUCCGCAGACAGUAUUCUCGACUUCAUCCACUUUUUACACCGACUCCUGGACGACACCAACUUCAAAGUCUUGUACGGCACUUUACAGGUCCUCAAUCUGCUGGUCCAGAAACUGGACCGCAGCGCGGACCGAUUUUACAAGCACAUCGUCCAGCUGGCUCUCAAAACCCUGGGGGAUACGCGCACCGUCCCACGGAUCGAAUACAUGAGCGUCUUCCGGCAGCUCAUGAGGACGGUCGGGCCGCAGAAAGUCCUGGAACUCGUGACGGCCCACCUGAAGCACAAGAACUCCCGGGUGCGAGAGGACGUCCUGAACAUCGUCACGGCCGCCAUGCUCGCGCACCCCAGGAAGGACUUCAACGUCCCUCAUCUGUGUUUCCUGGUCGCUCCGUAUCUCGCCGACGGCAAGAAGAGGGUCCGACACGCGGCCCUGGAGCUCUUCGCCGUCUUCGAUUACUGCCUGGAUACAGGCAAAAAGCAGCCCAUCGUGAAGGCCGUGGACAGGGUGGAGCUCACCGGGGACGCCGAGGGCCUCAUGGCGGCCGUGCAGGCGCGAAGGGCCAGGCACAUCCUGCCUCGACUCUCUGCAGACGGGACUGUCGAGUACGCCCUGGUUAUCCCCAAGCCCGGACAGCGACGGACGCCUCAGUUCGGCUCCGGGGCCGACCUGGACUGGGUCCUCAACGGAGGGAGGGCGAACAGCGCCAAGAGUCAGAGGGCGGAGACGGACUCGGACGGACUGAGCACCUACGGCAGCGUGGGAUCCCUGACCGACGAGAUGCCGGCGCAGAGGAGGAUAGUGAGUGCCGGAAAGGGCAAAAACAAGCUGCCCUGGGAGAGGUCGAGUCUCCCGUGUGCAGGACGUCAGGAACCCUGCAGCGCAUCGAAUGGAAAGUUAUCUGAUAAGUCAAGCAUUGAUGACCACCCUACCUCCACGAGGCUCAAUCAGGAAACUCGUAUCACCAAGUCCGGGUUGGCAGAACCUCUUCACUCGUGUUCCCCCGGCCGGAGGAGAGAGGCGGCGGUCAGACUGCGCCGGAGCGGCAGCCUCGACUCGGACCCCGGCGUCUUCAAAGCGGCCUGCGCCGGCGACAGUGACAGAGGUUCGUCCAAACCGGGCCGUCUGCCGAGGUCGGGCAACUCCACCGUGGAGCGCACUUUUUCUCUCCCCUCCAACCCCACUCCGGGAUCCUUCCUCCUCCCCUCGUACCCACUCGCCACCCUGCCAGGGGUGCAGCUGACUCCCACGCUGUCUCGCAGACGCCACGCCGACUCCACGCUCUCUAUGUCUAACACGUGGCCCAACAAACGAGAGAUCAGCCCCAGACGCAGAGAGUCCAGCCCGUCCAGGGACAAGAACGGUGAGAUCGUCUCCAGCAGGUCUCUACUGCACACCUCUCGGACGAGCCUCGGCCCGCCCUCCUCUUUCACUCAGACUCUGAACGCGGUCAGGUCUUCUCCUCCCAUCUCCCCCAUCACUCAGGAUCAGAGGGACCAGCCUGGCAGGAAUCUCCACCUGGACCUGGCACUGAUGAGCAUGCAGGAUCCUGAAGAGGAGCCAGUGGACAAGGAGGAGAUGAUGAACUCGUUGCGCUCGUUGCGUAACAGCGCGGCUAAGAAGCGAGCCAUGGUGAGCAUGAGCGGCUCGGAGCCGGACCCCGACAGCCCGGACUCGGCGGUCAAGUUUGAGCCCAACUUAGACUCCUCUACUCACACGUCUCCCUCUGUGACGAGCCCUCUGAGCGAGAGCAGCCUGUCCAGCCUGUAUUCUCCUACCAUCAGCGGCACCAAGAACAGCCCUGGAAAUGCAGCAGACAAAACCCAUAUCGCUCGAGUUCCAUCGGAGAAAAAGAAAAGCCCUUGUUCUGCGGAGACGAGCCCUCAAGGCGUCCAGCAGCAGGAGAACCACGUGUCGGACGUGAGCGUGGUCGGACUGCGGGUUUCCUACUCUAACGGAGCAGCGGAAGAGAAGCAGAGGGACGGAGCGUCACCUCGUGGUGUCAGACCUGGUCGAGAACCUCUACGAGCUGUACGGCCUACAAAAGGAUCUCAGAUACAGAGCACCAGGUCGUCCACGGCCGCCGACAUGUCCGAGGGAGUAGUUGGCCGAGGGGUUUUCGGCUCUACGGUUCCUCCCGGUCGCCGCGGAGUAGCAGCGUCUCCGGAGCAGGAGUCGUCCCUGAACAAAUCAUCAGAGCUUCCAGCUGGGAUAUACGGCCACGCUGUGUCUGGCAACCAUCACGAUUCGGACAGUCCUGAGCCAGAGGAAGAGAGAACGGAGAGGGUAAAGCUCUCCAGAUUUGCGAGGGAUAAGAUGCGCCGACGCCGUUCAGAGGAUCGCGACCCCCAGCCUACGCCUCGAUUACGGCAGAGCUUCAGACACGUGACAGCUGAGCUGGCCUCAGAUGAAGCACCGUUGCUGAAAGAUCUGCAGCUGAACGGUAGCGUUCUGUCCUCAACCAAAGCUGAGACUCUGGCAUAUGAACCGCCGUCGAGCCCUAGGAGUUCCCGUCCACCCCAGAGUCCUCAGAAAUGCGGCAGUCCACAUCACCAGCCCAGCCCCCCUGCAGGACCCCCGAGCAGACACACGCUGCCCAGACGGAGGAGAGCCCCCAGUUUGAAUCGAGAUGAAUUGACCCCAGCUACCCCUAAGAAGGAUCCUCAGGAACAGCAAGAACCGAGGCCGUUCUCCAAACCUGAACUCGCCCUCACGCAGAGCUUCGGUCUGCUCAGCUCGGACGACUGGGAGAAGAAAAUCGAGGGUCUGGGGUUCAUGCGCAGUCUGGCCAGGUAUCACUCCGACGUCCUCGCCAGCCGCCUUCAUGAUGUCUGUCUGGCUCUCGUCCAAGAGGUUCGGAACCUGCGCUCGGGAGUGUCGCGGAUGGCAGUAGGGACGUUAGGAGAGCUGUACGCCGCCGUACAGAAGGGAAUGGACCAGGAGCUGGAGGCCACAGCCAAGGUCCUGCUGCAUAAAGCGGGCGACACCAAUGCUUUCAUCAGGCAGGACGUGGAUGCCGCGCUGGCCAGCAUGGUGCAGAACUGUAACCCCAUUCGCAGCAUGAACGCCCUCCUCACGGGAGGACUGGGUCACUUGAAUGCAGUAGUGAGAAAGUGCACCUCUCAGCACCUGGCCGCUCUGGUGGAGAAGAUCGGAGCUGGACGUGUUCUGUCCGGAGCUAAAGAUCUGACCGAUCGUAUCCUGCCUGCUGUCUGCAAGCUGGCCCGGGACUCCUCACAAGAAACCAGAUAUUUUGGCCGGCAGAUGUUGCUGUUCCUGUCAUCUCACCGUGACUUUGAUAAAAUGUUGGAAAGGUUCAUCCCUGCCAAAGACCUGCCAACCAUCAAGGAAACGGUCUUCACUUUUAAAACCAAGGGACUUGGUGAGAUGCCCCAGGACACUCCGUCAGCACGAGGUCGGCGCUCUAUGUCGGGGGGUGGGGUAGUUCGUGCCUCCUCUCUCACGCGUGAACCUCAGUUCGCCAGCAGCAGAGAGGGAUGUAAAGUCCACAGCAUUGCAGACAAGACCGAGUACGUCAAGCAGAUCAAAGCCUUGCUGGGUUCAAAAGACUUCAGGGAGCGCAUCAAAGGCAUCGAUCAGCUGGUGGCCGACUGCCAGGAAAACCCAUAUAUGGUCGUGGGCAACAUGUUCCCGGUGUUCGACGCUUUUAAAGAACGACUGCAGGAGUCGAACAGUAAAGUGAACCUUUACGCCUUGGAGGCCUUACAGAAGAUCAUCCCGUUACUCAGAGACAACCUGGCCCAGAUGGUCAAUAUUCUGAUCCCCGCUGUAGUGGACAAUCACCUCAACUCUAAAAAUAACGCCGUCUACACUGCCGCGACAGCCGCCAUCCACGCCCUGGUCAAACACCUCGACAACACUCUUCUCCUUCAGCCAUUUUGCACAAAGGCGCAGUUUCUCAGCGGGAAAGCGAAGGUGGACCUGGUUGAGAAGGUCGCAGAGCUGGUCAGGGAGCUGUACCCGCGUAAGCCGCAGCUAGUGGAGCAGAAAGUCCUUCCUCUGCUCUGGCACCUGCUGGGCACCUCCGGCAACAGCGGCACGGCGCACGGCAGGGGCGGCAGCAUGAGAGGAGCCACCUCCGACCUGUGCCAAGCGCUGCACUUCCACAUGGGCCCAACGCUGCUGGAUCAUGCCACCUCGCAAUCUACCAAUGUUCAUAAGAGCCUGAACGAGUUCCUGCAGCACCUUCCGACCCUCUGAGACCCCAAACCAAUACGUUACCCGUCGAACCGGCACUCGGAUCGUACUUGAAGACGUUUUUGGAGAUGUCUCUCAGUGCCUGCACUUUAGAACAACAGAAUCACACUUGUUACACUUUACACCGCUACAAAUCCUUAAUCUGGAACUUUUAAACUGAAAAAGCACAGCAUAUUAUACAUCAGGUUAAAGACUUUGGCACUUUGUAGUAGUAGUAACUCUAUCAUGAUGAGUUUUGUCAUUUUGAUUUUAGAUCUGUGUUGUUCGGAUUGUUGCUGUUACUUUUUUUUCUGUGUUUAUUUUAACAUACACAGCCAAAAGUAUGUGGACACCCCCUAAUAAACUAGUCAUAUCUGGUUUGGUGUGGAGGCCUGGACAAACUCCUGACCUCAAUCUAACUUAACAGAUUUGGGAUGAAUUAGAAUGUUGAUUGCAAGCCGGCAUGAGUUGCUGACCUCACAAAUGCACUUUUGACAGACCAAAUUCCCAUAGAAACAACAGCUCAGACUCCACAUUAAUGCUCAUGGUUUUGGAUCGGGAUGUCCACAUACUUAAGGCCACAGAAUGUAUUUUGAUGUAACAGUAAGGAAUGAAAUAUUUAAACGCAUAAGGAACAGCGUGUACGACCCACUUUUCGUCGUUUGGUACCCAUAACAUGACGUACACGACUACUUUUGUACUGUACAGCUAUGACGUGUGAUGGUACAGUGUUAGCUUCAUGUAUACAGUUGCAGUGUACAAAAAUCUGUGGACACCCCUCCUGAUUGUUGAGUUCAGGCGUUUUAGCCACAUUGUAAGUAUACAAUCACUUACAGGUUCAUGAAGGUUUGUCUGGAGGACAUCCAAUGGCCUGCACAGAGCCUUUACCUCAACUAUAUUCAACGCCUCAUGCUUGCUGGCUCAAAUGUCUAAGAUCAGUGUUCAAAUCUCAGUGUGCUCUCAACUGUGUUAUCAACCAGCCAGGCGCUUACACAGACAUGUUUUGAUUAUUUAAUGCUGCUGCAAUUGCGGCCUCUGCUGGUUAGUUAAAGACAUCUGCAAAUAGAUGGUAAAUAACGGAGAGCAGUGCCUGAUUGUUUGUAUGUGUUACAGCUCUUUCCUUUGGUGAAUAAGAUACAACCAGGUAAUUGGAUAUGACUCGAUUGGAGGAAAAAAAACCUAUAUUAAACACAGUCAAGAUGAAUUUGCAUGUUGAUUGCUAGCCACUCUCACUCAACAUCAGUGCCUUUCUUUGCGUUUUCUUCCUGCCAAUUCCCUACUACAAUUUCUCUGCCACUCGCGCCACCCCCGCUGGUCAAGAAGGGUCAUAGACUAGCACCAGCUCCCUUUGACGCUUGUGUAGUCAUUGGUAUUGCUCCCUCAACUAGACAGCAGAAGUUGCUGUUGAGGUGGCAAUGAGUAGAACCCCUAUCAGACCAUCUUUCCUUCAGACAAAGCCUAUUGUGACUCUUGGGAACCCAACCAGUCCUACACCACUGAGACCACAAAGGCUGUUUUGAAUUAUAUCUGAAUUCCCACAGAUACAGUCUAAAAUGUUGUGAAAAGCCUUCCUGGAAGAGUGGAAGCCAUCACAGCUGCAAAGAGCAGAGGAAACGUCCAGCAAACUCAAGACUCAUGAUCAGGUGUCCACAUACUUUUGGGAUCAACUGUAUAUAAUGGUGCAUGCGUGCAAUGUUCUGUCCGUGCAUUGUUCAAUUCCUGAUUGAUUAUGGACUUUGUUAUAAGUGGGACUUGUCAUUUGCAUGAACAGAUCUAACGGUAAAGUGGGGGUGGGGGUUUUUUUGUAGUACAAAGUCGAUAUAUUUUCACGUACGCAGAUGCCUAAGUAAACUCUGGAUGUAAAACAGCUCUAUUUUUGGUGAAACGUUUAAGAAAAGUUAGCUUUGGAUGAACAGGUAUGUACUUGUAUCUACGCAGGAAUCCGUGCCCAGACGUGUAAUUCAGUAUAGUGCCAGUCUUGAAUAGGCUUUUCAGAGAUGUAAUGUUUAUUUAUAUGGAGGUGUAAGAGAUUAAUCUAUAUAAUAAAAUGUUUUAUUUCAGUAA
Trichomycterus rosablanca is the source of this 7346-nucleotide messenger RNA. RefSeq names its product TOG array regulator of axonemal microtubules protein 1. The coding region runs from base 960 to 5306 and encodes 1448 amino acids. NCBI's taxonomy places the organism in Eukaryota, Metazoa, Chordata, Actinopteri, Siluriformes, Trichomycteridae. The transcript has 22 exons. Gene Ontology annotation, molecular function: microtubule binding. The record is from RefSeq and is a predicted model, not a curated record. Gene Ontology annotation, cellular component: cytoplasmic microtubule; cilium. Gene Ontology annotation, biological process: microtubule cytoskeleton organization.